Haplochromis burtoni (Burton's mouthbrooder) is the source of this 2295-nucleotide messenger RNA. Its product is annotated as chemokine-like receptor 1. Gene Ontology annotation, molecular function: complement receptor activity; G protein-coupled receptor activity. NCBI's taxonomy places the organism in Eukaryota, Metazoa, Chordata, Actinopteri, Cichliformes, Cichlidae. The record is from RefSeq and is a predicted model, not a curated record. The transcript has a single exon. Gene Ontology annotation, cellular component: plasma membrane. Bases 1007 to 2071 code for a protein of 354 amino acids. Gene Ontology annotation, biological process: positive regulation of cytosolic calcium ion concentration; complement receptor mediated signaling pathway; phospholipase C-activating G protein-coupled receptor signaling pathway.
UCUUUUACCAUAGGAAUGCUUCCUUUUGUUUGUUUCAUGAUACAAAGGGAUUUGUUGAAUAUUUUUUCUUAGAUAGAGCCAUUUAGGUUUAGUUUUAGAUUCCUCAGCUCAAGCUAGUGGUAGUGGCUACUUGAAGGGAAAUUGAUAGCCCUAUAUAUAGUCAGUCUCUGCUUGAUUCAGAGGAAGAAGGAAAGGUAAACCGUGUCACUGAAUCCAUGUGCGUUUGAUUUUUGUUAAUUGAGUUAAUUAUGAAGGGUUUUAGCAAGUUUCACAUAUGAUGGAGGUCACUGUAAAUAUAUUGCUCAUACCACUUUCCUUAUCACUCGAGUCAGACUAUCUUACAGUGACAUAGAAUUGGGUACUAAUAAAGUACUGCAUUUCUUUCAUAGUUAUAACUUGUCUACAAACUCUCAGAGAGUGACAGUGUAUGUUUUUCUGCCUAAUAGUUGAAAAAAUGCAGGUGUACCGUUUAAGGUGUAUUCAAACCAAACACAAAGGUCAUUACAGUUCAUUACAAGAACAGAUGGUGAUUCAUUUGUGUCAUGCUGCUUCAUGAAAAUCCAUCAUCUGUGGAUUUUUGUUUAUUUACACCACUGAUUAUUUUCCUGCACCUUUUAUUGAUAACUUGAGUUAAAAACAAGCAUGUCCCAGUCAUCCCCAUUACUUUUUUUUGUAAGCCCUGUAUCAUAAUUAUAAUUUAGUUUGAGAUAUGCAAUCUUAUAACAAAUUGCUAAUAAUAAAUUGGUUGGUAUACCUCUUUUUUUUCAUGACUGCUCUUAAAUUUCUUCAAUUACUUCUUGGCUCACCUGAAAUCUAGACCUUAAUCUGCCUUAAUGUUUAAAUCUGUAAGUGAAUUCAUUACUGUUCAUGUUGAUUUAACUCUAAGGUCUGAUAUGGACAGUCUUCAUUUGUGUCAUAACUUCAGCUGUACUAGACUCAAGCAGAAAUUUAAAACACACUUGUUCACUUGUUUUGUUUUUGUUCUGUUGCUCCAGGUCUCAAAGCAAUGAUUGCAAUGACCCCAGAAAAUUUCAGUCCAAGCAAUACAAGUGCCGCACCUGAUGUAGAUGAGUCUUUGGAUAACUUGCGUCAGUCGUUCAACAUCAUAUCUAUCGCUGUUUUCUCCCUGGUCUCUCUCCUCGGUCUGCUCGGGAAUGGACUGGUUAUCUGGGUGACCGGGUUCAGGAUGAAGAAAACUGUUAACACAGUUUGGUACCUCAACCUUGCUGUGGCUGACUUCAUCUUUGCAGCAUUUCUGCCCUUUAGUGUAACAUUCCUGGCUUUGCGGCUUCACUGGCCUUUCGGUAAUUUCAUGUGCAAGCUGGACGCCACUACAAUCUCUCUGAACAUGUUUGCCAGUGUCUACAUUCUGGUGGUGAUCAGUGUGGACAGGUGCAUGUCUGUGGUGUGUCCUGUCUGGACUCAGAACCACCGAAAUGUACGCAACGCAUUCUAUGUGAGUCUGUGUGUUUGGGUGCUGGCUUUGAUUGUCAACAUUCAAUAUUUUUUUUUCAUGCACACAGAGGAAGUGUCUAAAAACACAACUUACUGCUUCAGCAGUGUUGAGGAUUUUAAAUAUGCAACACCAUCUGUCUUUCAUACCAUUUCAAUCACCCACUUCCUUUUAGGAUUUGCAGUCCCCUUCACUGUCAUUGUCACUUGUUAUGCUGUCAUCAUCCAUCGUCUCAGGACAAACCGCAACCUGGCCAGCCAAUCAAGUCGCCCCUUUAAAGUUAUUGCUUCCAUUAUCGUCACUUUUUUUCUGUGCUGGGGGCCCUAUUACAUCAUUGAUCUAAUUCAGCUGGUGGUAUUUAUUCCACCAAAUGAAACAUUUCACUAUGCCUUCCGAAUUGUGUUGUAUGUCUCCGAGAAUUUGGUCAUUCUUCACUGCUGCUUGAAUCCACUGCUGUAUGUCUUCUUGAGACAAGAUUUUAAGGCUGAAAUACAAAAAUCCAUCCUGAAGGUGCUGGAGAGUGCCUUCCAAGAAGAGGAGACACGCUCUCCCAGUGACAUAAAGUCAGUGAACACCAGGCAGAGCAGAGAGAAGUCAGAUUUGAUUACUGAGGUAUAAGGCUGUAUAUGAUGUAUUUUGGUUACUGUAUUCUGUACUACUUAUCCAGCCCUGGAAAAGUGGAUGAAGAUGGAUGGAUUAUUUUACUUUAACUAACUCACAAAGUCUACCAUUCAUUUCUAGUUAUUAAUAAUCCUUUUGUUUUGGUAAUAUCUUAUUACGAGCUCACCACUGAGUUCUUACCAAUAUUAUGUAAACAUUUACAUUUUAUAUUAAAUAUUUGG